Messenger RNA from Ricinus communis (castor bean), 1966 nucleotides. Its product is annotated as inositol-tetrakisphosphate 1-kinase 3. Bases 452 to 1477 code for a protein of 341 amino acids. The transcript has 11 exons. Gene Ontology annotation, cellular component: cytoplasm. Gene Ontology annotation, biological process: inositol trisphosphate metabolic process. The record is from RefSeq and is a predicted model, not a curated record. NCBI's taxonomy places the organism in Eukaryota, Viridiplantae, Streptophyta, Magnoliopsida, Malpighiales, Euphorbiaceae. Gene Ontology annotation, molecular function: inositol-3,4,5,6-tetrakisphosphate 1-kinase activity; inositol-1,3,4-trisphosphate 5-kinase activity; inositol-1,3,4-trisphosphate 6-kinase activity.
CGUAAUAAAUCUUUGAAUGUAACAAAAAGAAAAAUUCAGCUCAAAGUAUGUCUUAUACACAUAUACAUUAACACACAAACAAACCCCAAAUUUUUCCAAAUUAAAUUCACUUCUGGUUUGUUCUCUUCUUUUACUCUCUUCUCUUCUCCUUUUCUGUGUCUGCAAUUUGAAUUGAAAUUCCUUAUCUGUCUGUGUCUCUGUGGAGAAAAUAGGAAAGGCCUAAUCCAACCACUAAUCACUUUAGCUCAUCUUUCUCUUUAUAACUUAGCAUAAAAAAAGUGAAAAACAUAACCCUUAAAAGAAGUUUGUGAAUUCAAUUUUUCUCUGUUUUUGAGAAAUUAGUCAAACAGAAUUCAGACUUUUUUAAGAGAUUCAGUCUUUCUUUAAAAAAUAAAAGCAAAGAUUGAAGUUUUCAUCGAGUUUAUUUUAGGGUUUUCUGGGUUGUUGAGCUAUGAGGAUAAACAGUGAAAUUUCAUCUCAAGAAGGAGAGGACAAGGAGGAAGGGAAAACGAUGUCGGUGUCAAUACAGCAGCAGCAGAAAAUGGUGGUGGUUGGGUAUGCCUUGACAUCAAAGAAGAGGAAGAGUUUCUUACAGCCCAAGCUUGAAGCUUUGGCCAGAAAUAAGGGGAUAUUGUUUGUUGCCAUUGAUCUAAAGAAGCCAUUAUUAGAUCAAGGUCCUUUUGAUGUUGUUCUGCACAAGUUGUUGGGAAAGGACUGGUGUGAAGUAAUUGAGGAUUACCAGCAAAAAAAUCCAGAAGUAACUGUUCUUGAUCCUCCUGAUGCUAUACAACAUUUAAGCAACCGCCAGUCCAUGCUCCAAGAUGUUGCUGAUCUCAAUUUGGCUGACUGCCAUGGCAAGGUUUGUGUUCCAAGGCAAAUGGUUGUCAAUAAAGAUCCAUCAUCCAUACCUCGUGAAGUUAGCAAAGCAGGGCUAAAAUUGCCACUAGUUGCAAAACCAUUGGUAGUGGAUGGAACUGCCAAGUCACAUGAAUUGUUUCUUGCUUAUGAUGAAUUCUCUCUGUCAGAACUGGAACCUCCUAUGGUUCUACAAGAGUUUGUUAAUCACGGUGGUGUUCUCUUUAAGGUUUAUAUUGUCGGAGAAACUAUAAAGGUUGUUCGGCGAUUCUCUCUGCCUAAUGUCAGUAAUUGUGAGCUAGCAAAAGUUGCAGGUGUGUUCCGUUUUCCAAGGGUCUCUUCUGCUGCGGCUUCUGCAGAUGAUGCAAAUUUGGAUCCUUCUGUUGGUGAACUUCCUCCUCGUCCUUUACUGGAGAGGCUUGCAAGGGAGCUUCGUUGUAGACUGGGCCUUCGUUUGUUCAACAUAGAUAUGAUUCGAGAGCAUGGGACUAGAGAUAGAUUCUAUGUGAUUGACAUCAACUACUUUCCUGGGUAUGGGAAAAUGCCGGAUUAUGAGCAUAUUUUUACUGAUUUCCUGCUGAGCCUAGUGCAGAGCAAGUAUAAAAGGAGAUCUGCUACAUGACUUGAAAAAAAAACACUAUUGUAUAUGAAUGUUGGUUGCAGGUCUAGAACUCUUGCGAAAUUGAAGAAAAGUCAAUUUUCUUUAACUUCUGUAAUUACUUAAUGGCGAAACGAGCAAAUCCCAGGUGUCUGCGUAUCCACAGGUACUCGCAUUUUGAGACAAAUCACAACUUCCCAGCUUGUAGAGUCACUCCUGAUCGCAACAUCUGACAGAACAUAAGACCUUAGCAUAUUCCAUAAUUCAUGAACUAGCAGGCUUCCAUUUACCCCAUUUUUAUGUCGUGAUGAUUAGCACUGAUCUUUUACUUUAGGUUACAGGUUUUUUUGGAUUCUGAUAAAUUUUAUUACAGUAUGUUAAGUUAUGUUAUUUAUUUAAGCUGCAAGAAUAUGAUUAAUGGAGGGUUAUGAAUGUUUCUAGUUGAGAGGUUAAAGGGUUAAUUUGGCCCAUGAGCUACUUUUCAAGGUCUAAUUCAUUGCAAUUCUGCUAAAA